AUGGCUGUCAAAGGGCUAGUUGCAGCAAUUGUUCAGUUUUUAACCCAGCAGUUAAAGGAUGGUGAUAUUACAGCAGAUUCUCGGGAGAGUCUUGAAGUGGCAAUACAGUGUUUAGAGAGUGCUUAUAAUGUCCAAGCAUCUGAUGCUCCCGGAAAUUUGAAUUUAUACGAAGUAUAUAAGUCUGCUAUAGAAAAUGCGAAACCUCAGGUUCCAGAAGCUACUCCUGAAGCAAAAGCUGAAGCUGAGAGAUUAAAGAAUGAAGGAAAUGCUCUCAUGAAAGCUGAAAAACACCAUGAAGCACUUGCUAAUUAUACAAAAGCUAUUCAAUUAGAUGGCCGUAAUGCUGUAUAUUAUUGUAACCGUGCUGCAGCAUAUAGUAAAAUUGGCAAUCACCAGCAAGCAAUUAAAGAUUGUCAUAAUGCACUGUCUAUUGAUCCUUUUUACAGUAAAGCAUAUGGUCGAUUAGGUUUAGCAUACUCUAGCUUGGACAGACAUAAAGAAGCUAAAGAAAGCUAUCAAAAAGCUUUGAACAUGGAACCUGAUAAUGAAAGCUAUAAAAAUAAUUUACAAGUAGCAGAAGAAAAACUGGCUCAGCAAGGCAUGAGCAAUAUGGGAUUGGGUGGAGGUGUGUUUCCAGGUAUGGAUUUUAGUUCGCUUUUGAGUAAUCCUGCUCUUAUGAAUAUAGUACGUCAAAUGUUGUCUGAUCAAGCCCUUCAAAACAUGGUGGGCAAUUUCAUAAGCGAGAAUGCAGAGCAAGGAGUGCGCAUGGAUGCCCUUUUGGAAGCUGGUCAUCAAUUUGCACAUCAGUUGCAAAAUACUAACCCCGAGUUGAUCGAAUCUUUAAGACGGCAAAUGGGAGGCAAUCCGAAUGACCCUGAUCCACCACAGCAAAAUUAA
Messenger RNA from Osmia lignaria (orchard mason bee), 897 nucleotides. Its product is annotated as small glutamine-rich tetratricopeptide containing protein. Lineage: Eukaryota; Metazoa; Arthropoda; Insecta; Hymenoptera; Megachilidae. Gene Ontology annotation, cellular component: membrane; TRC complex. The record is from RefSeq and is a predicted model, not a curated record. Gene Ontology annotation, biological process: post-translational protein targeting to endoplasmic reticulum membrane. Gene Ontology annotation, molecular function: protein binding; molecular adaptor activity.